Entrophospora candida is the source of this 453-nucleotide messenger RNA. The record is from the annotation of a GenBank genome assembly. NCBI's taxonomy places the organism in Eukaryota, Fungi, Glomeromycota, Glomeromycetes, Entrophosporales, Entrophosporaceae.
GAUUUUCAGCGCCACAAAAAAAAGCGACAAUAUCUGAUAUCACUCCAGAUGACAUCGCUAGGGUUGCUAAACUUGCUCAGGAUCAGGACCCAAUGCGUUCACUGGGACAUUUAUCAUCAUCAUGUCAAACAGCAUUCUUUGGUAUUAUUGGUUCUCCAGAAUUUCUACAAUGCAUUCCAGUUUCUGCACUUAUACCACUUUUACCAAUUUUAAUCGAUCCUAGUGAAAUUGCAUCGUUUAUUUCCGAUCCAAAGACUGGACUUCAAAAACUUCAACCUGAUUUGAUAGAAUUAUCUAAUGAAUUCUGUGCAAAACCAAUAUGUUCUGAUCAAGGUGUUGCAGAUGCUAUUAAGGCAAUUCAAACCGGAUGUAAUCCAAAUGAUAUGAAAAACCCAAUAAUGCAAAUCCUAUUUAUUGCUGCCGUUUUCUAUUCUCCUGCGAGGGACACAAUAU